AUGUUCGAUAUUGAGUCAAUCCCUAAAUUCAGAUUUGAGCAAACUUCACAGGGAAUUGUAAUAGUUAUGGGGGAAACUUUAUCUGACACGGAUAAAGAGAUGACAAUAACGAGUAAGAUUGCGGUUCAAUCUCAAGAAACCCUCACAUAUCGCAAGUCUAUAAAGAAGAAGAAGAAUAUAAGUGUGGAUCAAAGGCGUGAUUUUGAUUCUGGUGAUGAUGGUGGAAAACAAUCGAAGAAGAAGGAAAAGAAGCACAAGAAGGUAUCUGGUGGAGAUAAGAUAGUAAAUACCGAAAGCUUCAAAGUUAGUGGAGGAAGUCGAAGACAUGAGAAAUUUCUGCUGAUGUUUUAUGAAAGGACAGGGAAAACUUGGAAGAGGGGUUACCUGCUGUAUGAAGUUAAAACUAAUGAGGACAAAGAAGAUAAAACUGACGAAGAAGCUUCUGAUCAAGUCUGUGAGUGGAUUGGGAAUUUGUCUAAAUUAUGGAAACGUGACCUUGAGUAUCUAGAUACAGGGCAGAAUGAUGAUAUUAAGAAGAAUGAUCUGAAGAAGGAAAAUAAAAAGAAGAGCAGAAAGAAAGUGAAACUGAGCAUGGAAGAUGUCAAAAUCGAUAACCCUAAUGCUGUUUUGAAAUUCAGAAACACGGAUCCGUUGAGGGAGCUUCAAGCCACGACUUCAGAGAUGGUUCUUGGUGGUACUGAUCUUGUUGGAAUGGCUCGUACUAGUCAGGGUAAAUUGGUUUUGGUGUUACCUAUAUUGAAAUCUUUGAUCAAUGGACCUGCAAAGAGAAAAAUAAGAAUAGGUAUGGCAGGCAGGCCACCGAGUGUUUUAAUACGUUUACCCACCAGAGAAUUGGCCAAGCAGGUGUUUGCUGAAUUUGAUGCAUACGAAGGAUCUGUUGGUUUAAAUUCUUGCUGUGUCUAUGAAGGUUUUCAAGAGACUAAACUAAAUAGAGGUGCUGGCAUUGUAGUUGGUUCACUUGGUCGUAUCAAGGAUCAUAUUGAAAGGCACACCAUUGCUACUAGGUUUCUGAAACGAGAUAAGAAGACUAUCAACCUUGUUGGUUAUGAUAAAAUAAAUGCCAGUAAUAAUGUUAGACACAUUGCUCUUGCCUGUAAUAAGAAAGCUAUAUUAAGGUUGAUUCCUUACACCAUCAGUUUGUAUAGUAGUGGAGGUAGUAAAAUCUGUUUCACUAAGAGUAAAGAUCAAGCUUCUGAGCUUUCUGGUUUGUUACCCGGAGCUAGAGCUUUGCACGGUGACAUUCAACAAUCACAACGUAAGAUUACUCUUGCUGGAUUUAGAAAGGGUAAGUUCUCGACAUUUGUUGCUCCAAACGUUACUGCUCGUGGUCUAGAUGACGUCCAGUUAAUUAUCAAGUGUAAGUCUCCAUGUGAUGAAGAUUAUAUCCGUUGUUCAGACCAAAUAGGGGGAGACGAUAACACUGGGGUUGCGGCUAUAUUAUACGCUUCUAGAAAGUCUGGCGUGUCUAGGAUUGAAAAAGAAGCUGGUAAAAGGUUUGAACAUGUUUCUCCACCACAGCCUAAUGAUAUUGCCAAAGCUGUUGGUAUGGAAGAUGCUGAGAAGAUUAUACAGGUCUGUGACAGUGUGGUUCAUGCAUUUAUGACGGCGGCCAAGGAGUUUGCAGAUGAGUAUUUUGGUACAGAGUCUGAUCUUGGUGAAGGCGAAAAGCUCUUGAAAGAUAGCUUUCUGAGACAGAUGGUAAAGGAGAAAGAUGGAAACAGAAAAACUCAAGUGACUGGUGAAUCAGAGAUUGAGCACUUUGAGAAAGAUGAGGACUUGGUACUUGAUCAAAACAAGUUUGAGACUCUGUAUCAUCAUAAGGAGAAGAACGCAGGGGAUAUUAUUAUGAGGCAGUCUAGAGUUUAUGAAGACUCUGUGAAAAAGAACAAUGAGGAUAGAAUGAAGAUUGGUCAAGGCUGUGUUGAGUAUGAGAAACCAGAGAUUUUUCUUAAAUUGGCUCUCGAGGAUCCUUGCAUAUUAGCUCAUAAGGAGAAUGAGUCACUACGAAUUUUGUGGAGAACUCUUGGUCUGAAAAGAGAUGCUUCCUAUUUUAGAUCAUAUGUUAAUACAUCUAAGGUAUUGAGGAUUCUGGACGCAAAGGCCAAGAAUUUUCAGCUUGGAAAGGUAUCAUCCAAGAAAACAUCUUUGCCAAGUAGAAUUGGUCUAACAAAGAAGUUGGUUGUUAUUUACCUAAUACCGUCUAGUAAGGGUAGGAAGGGGUCACAGAAACGAAGUAUGAGUAAGAUGGAAGAGACAAACGUUGACGCGGGUUCUUUAGCUACACCAAUAUCAAAGAAAAAGAUUGUGAAGAAAGACAAUCCUGAAGGAAAUGAAGACUUUAUGGAAACUAACCUUGAAAAGCUUGAAGAUAGAACCAAGACUGCAAAGACGUUACUUGCACAAUCUAAAAAGGAGAAAGCACAGAAAGGUUCAAUGAAACCAGCUGCAAAGAUGAGACUUGAUAAAUCAGUCCACUCAGAUACCAAGAAAAGGAACUCGGAAGGUGGAAGCACGGAGAUGCAGAUUGCCGAGUCGUUAAAGAGCAAGAAGAAGAAUGCUCGUGCAGUGACGCCUUCUACCAAAGAAUCUGAACAAAUUCUCAAGAGCCACCCCAAGAGGAAUCGUAUAGUUAUUGAGGAAGAGAAGCGUAUACAGUCUCUCAGAUUACCAAAGACAGAACACGUCCAAGUGAGGAAUAAAUGA
This is a messenger RNA of Eruca vesicaria subsp. sativa (arugula), 2724 nucleotides long. NCBI's taxonomy places the organism in Eukaryota, Viridiplantae, Streptophyta, Magnoliopsida, Brassicales, Brassicaceae. The record is from the annotation of a GenBank genome assembly.